AUGGACAAAGAGUUUCCAAGUAUACUGGUGAACUCACAGAACCACCUCUACUUAAACGAGUUUCGAGUAGAGGCAUGUCCAUUAUUCAAGCAACAUCAGUGCCAACAGCACAGACCGUACACCUGCUUUAACUGGCACUUCGCUAAUCAAAGAAGAAGAAGGCCUCAACGUAAAUCGGACGGUUCGUUCAAUUACUCACCUGACAUUUAUUGUGAUAAAUAUGAUGAAAAUACCGGCAUUUGUCCCGACGGUGACGAAUGCAUGUAUCUACAUCGAGUUUCCGGGGACGUUGAACGAAAAUAUCAUCUGCGGUACUACAAAACUGCUCAGUGUGUACAUCCAACAGACUCUCGUGGACAAUGUGUGAAGAACGGUGCUCAUUGCGCAUUUGCUCAUUCAUCGGCGGACUUGCGACAACCACAGUUUGAUCAACAUGAAGCGGGCUUUUCGACGACCAUGGAUGGUGAUGGACGCGAUAGAACCAGCUUUGUAAUCGAGGACCCAUUGUGGCAUAGUCAAGACCAUGUACUCUCAUGCUACAAGACGGAACAGUGCCGCAAACCAGCUCGACUUUGUCGUCAAGGUUAUGCGUGUCCUUUUUACCACAAUUCGAAAGACCGACGGCGACCACCUGCUUUAUGCAAAUACAGGUCUACUCCAUGUCCAGCUGCAAAAACGGUUGACGAAUGGUUGGAUCCAGAACUUUGCGAAGCUGGUGACGCUUGUCAAUAUUGUCAUACUCGGACGGAGCAGCAGUUCCAUCCUGAAAUCUACAAGAGCACAAAAUGUAACGACAUGCUUGAGCAUGGAUACUGUCCACGUGCAGUGUUUUGUGCAUUUGCACACCACGAUUCAGAAUUGCACGUGCAACGAACACCCUAUGUAACGAGUAGUCAGGCUAGCCCUAAAGAACAGUGCAGUCCAAACGCUAAUAGAGGUACACUUUUUUUUAGCGAUAAUCUGCGAUUCGGUUCCCCGAUUUCCAACGGCACUACAACUCCAACGUAUUCGUCUGUUCUCAAACAGCGGCAUCCAAUGGUUUCCAAAGGCUACUCGGCAACUACUGAUCAGAUCUCUAGUAGCUAUCCGAAAGCGCCUGGAUACGAGCGCGGACCACUUUCGCCAAAUCGGAAUAAUGAAUCAUCGAUGGGAAGAUUGCGUACACACUCGUUGAACAUGGCACAUAUGGAUAUUGGGAGACUUUCAUUAAGGAUGCAACGUUAG
This is a messenger RNA of Angiostrongylus costaricensis, 1224 nucleotides long. The record is from the annotation of a GenBank genome assembly. Lineage: Eukaryota; Metazoa; Nematoda; Chromadorea; Rhabditida; Metastrongylidae.